Messenger RNA from Drosophila willistoni, 2053 nucleotides. Its product is annotated as lanC-like protein 3 homolog. Lineage: Eukaryota; Metazoa; Arthropoda; Insecta; Diptera; Drosophilidae. The record is from RefSeq and is a predicted model, not a curated record. Gene Ontology annotation, cellular component: plasma membrane. Gene Ontology annotation, biological process: carbohydrate metabolic process; peptide modification. The coding region runs from base 319 to 1578 and encodes 419 amino acids. The transcript has 2 exons.
UAGUUGUCAAUUAUUUUGUUGUUUUAUUUGAAUUGAAUUUUUGUCGGGCGGUAGGAAAUUGUAUAUUUAAUAUACACUGAUAGCCGAUGCAGUAAUAAUAUUUGGAAUUGAUUAAGAAUAAAUUUGAAACUGGUAAACGCAUUGCAAACUCGCAGGACAAUCGAAAGGACAUAUUCAACAGGGGCCAAUUCGCCGCCGCCGUCGCUUACACCUGAAACAGGCACCAUUGCGCACAAUCUUGCCACAAGAAGCGUGGCACAAAAGGGUUCGUUGUCGCCCCAGACAGACGAAGACAGCAACAACAACAGAGACGACGACAUGGAGCGGCGGUACUUAAAGAAUCCGUUUCCGGAUUUCACUGGGGGCGAGAACACUCCAUUUGCCAGCGAUGAAGAACACAUCAAGAAUCUAAUUUGCACCUAUGUUGAUGCCAUAUUGGAGCACUGUCAUUCCAACAACGAUGAGGAGGACAGUCGAGGUGAUUUGUACGUGGGCAAUGCAGGUAUUGCCUUCAUGUUUUGGAAACUGGCCAGCUGCGAACAGACACGUGAUCUUUAUCCGGCAUUGGAGCACGGUUCGGCCUUCAUACGCAAUGCCAAGGCCAAUGCCAAGCGCUAUAAGAAACGCUCUGCCGAAAGAUAUUCGUUUCUCUGCGGCAAUGCUGGCAUCUAUGCCGUCUCCGCUGCCAUCUCUCAAGCUGUCAAAGAUACCGAAGAGCUGUCCAAUGAUUUGGCCAACUUCAAAUCGGGCAUACCAUCCAGCAAAGAGUUCAUGCACACCAAAUACGGAUGCGAUGAGAUUCUAGUUGGCCGUGCUGGUUAUCUAUCGGGUUGCUAUUGGCUAAACGAUAUCCUGCCGGAGAAAAAAAUUACUGACGACGAUCUGGUAUCCAUUUGCCAGCUAAUUGUGACCAGUGGACGAGAAUAUAGCAAAAUGAAUAACUCACCGUUGCCGCUGAUGUAUCAAUACCAUGGAACUGAGUAUCUAGGUGCUGCCCAUGGGCUAUGCGCCAUUCUCCACAUGCUGCUGGAUAGUCCCUGGUUCCGUACAGUACCCAUAUCAGCGCCAGCUGCCGAAUUACGUGACAUAAAGCGAUCUAUUGAUUAUUUUCUCGAACUGCAGGAUAGUGAGGGUAAUUUUCCUGUCGCUCUAGAGGAUUUACGUUCGGGACGGGACAAACGAUUGGUACACUGGUGCCAUGGAGCACCCGGCGCUGUCUACAUGCUGGCCAAAGCGUAUUUAAUUUUCAAAGAGGAUAAAUAUCUAUUGUCCUUGCGUCGUUGCGCUGACUUGGUAUGGAAGCGUGGAUUCCUACGAAAGGGGCCGGGCAUCUGUCAUGGUGUGGCUGGCAAUGGUUAUGUGUUUCUCCUUCUAUUCCGACUGACCAACGAAAUGAAGUACCUGUAUAGGGCACAUAAAUUCAUGGAGCUUUUAACCAAUUCGGAGUUCAAGCAACGGGCACGUGUCCCAGAUCGUCCACACAGCCUGUACGAGGGUGUGGCCGGCACAGUUUGCUAUCUGGUGGAUCUUCUCGAACCUGAGCAGGCGUAUUUCCCAUUUAUGGAUGUGUUCCAUUAACAGAAUCCAUCGUGAACAAUCUAAGACCAUUCUACAUUAUACAUAUUUGAUUAUGUUACUGUGUGACCUCCACUACUCAACAAGCUCAACGAUCAGGGAGUUCCGGCUCAAUGUCAUCAUAUACAUACAUACAUACAUACAUACAUACACAUAUAUAUACAUAACAUAUAUAUAUUUUCUAGUCAUUUGUGUGUGUGAUUUUUGCCUCGUUUUUAUCGUUUGCAUUUGCAUCACAUUGUUGCCUCACAUAUUAUGUUGAAAUCCCAAAAACCAAACCUAACCCCCUCUAUCCUUGCCACCUCCUUGGUCCACCACCACAAUUAGGACAUCGCCCAUACCCAUAUUACGAUCUCAGAUCUCAGAUUGAAUGUAGAAUUCGUUCUUGAUACCAUUCUCAUAUCAAAAUUCUAUGUGCUUUAAGCUAAGCAAUUAACAUACUUGCAUACAUCUUAUACAUAUAUAUAUACAUAAUAUA